Messenger RNA from Marchantia polymorpha subsp. ruderalis, 2466 nucleotides. Lineage: Eukaryota; Viridiplantae; Streptophyta; Marchantiopsida; Marchantiales; Marchantiaceae. The record is from the annotation of a GenBank genome assembly.
UCCUUCGGAAGGAAACGCGCGAGUGCGUGGGCGAACUCGAGACGCCUUUCCGUCUUUCUUUGUUGUUUUUUCCAACGCUCGCCCGAGCGCCAGCUUUUCCGCUUCGCCCUUGCGGCCACGGGAUCCCUACCGUGAGAGGGACGGAGCAAUUUCCUCGAGAGAAAGCGAGGGUCGUUGACACCUGCUCACGACAGCUUUUCGGAAGCUCGUCCGGAGCAAUUUUGUUUGACGAACUAGGGGAGAGAUUGGAAUUACCUCCGUAGCAGUUGUCGUCGUUGGCAUGUGAGGAAAGGAGAGCACCAAGAGACAUAGAGAGUUCGUGAACUAGUCAGGAGAAUCCGUGGUGAUGGCGAAGCCGGCGGCAAAGGCGAAGUCGUCGAAGUCGCCGUCUCCCUCAGGUUCAUCGGGGUCGUCUUCGUAUUCGGGUUCUUCAUCAGCCUCAGGAUCUCGGUCCAGAUCGCUCUCUUCCUCUUCUCAUUCCGGCAGUAGCUCAAGGAGUCGUAGCCCUCCUCCAAAGAAAAGUGACUCCGUGCCUGGCGGAAGAAAAUUGCGCUCUGUGUCUCCUCCGGCAAAGAAAGCCUCUCCUGCGAAAAAAUUGCGAACACCGACUCCGGAGUCUACCGUACUGCACAUUGGGUGCCUUACUCGCAAUGUGAACGAGGCGCACCUGAGAGAAAUUUUUGGUAACUAUGGGGACAUUGUCAACGUGGAGCUUGCUAUGGACCGCUCGGUCAAUUUGCCGAAAGGAUUUGGGUAUGUCGAGUUCAAGUCAAGGGUGGAUGCUGAGAAAGCACAACAACAUAUGGAUGGAGGCCAGAUUGAUGGAAAUGUAGUUAGUGCGCAAUUCAUCCUUGUGCCUCGCAAGAAACCCUCACCACCUUCUCGACCUGCACCCUCACCAUUGAGGAAGGACAAUGCUCGCGAGCCUCUUUCUCGAGACCCCCUUAAGGACGGAGGCCCACGUCGUGGACGUGACUCUCCUCCAAUGGGUCGGCGGCGUUCUCCUUCACCACCACCCAGGAGAAGAUCCAUUUCUCCUCGGAGAGGGGCGAGAGGAGCGGAUUCUCCGCCACGAAGGCGGCCGCAAGGAUCUCCUCUUCGUAGGGGCCGCUCCCCUUCACCAAUGAGACGGAGGCGCCGUUCUCCUAUCAGGUCUCCGCCACCGCGGCGAGGAAGAAGCCCAGUGGGACGGAUGCGCUCACCCGUUUCCUACAGGCGCAGGUCUCCAUUACCUCCCAGACGUGGUGGGCGCACUCCUCCUCGAAGGUCUUCUCCUCUGGUUCGAAGGCGUAGCCGCUCUCCUCCCAGACGCCCUGUGCGAUCACGGUCGAGAUCUCGAUCUGCACCGCGAAGGGCCAGGUCUCCACCCAAUAGGCGAGCUAGAUCUAGCUCAUACUCGUCUGAGUCACCAAGUCCAGCAAAGAAGAGAGUUUCCCCUCCUCGUGUUGCCAAGAAGACAACGUCGAAGAGCCGAAGUCCCAAAAAGGCUGCAAGCGGUAGUAGUAGUCCAAGUGCUAGGAGCAGCAGUUCUCCUUCUCCUUCGAAAAGUGCUCAGGCACUACCCAAGGCAAAAGUGAGCCGGUAGUGGGUUUAUUAAGCGCACGCGAGCAAACUUUAUCUGUGCCACCUCCACAUGCUCUGCCUGUUUGUGAGAGCUAUGGAUAGGUCUCCAACAUACCACGCUUGCAUAUUUGUCUGUCCUUUCGCUUUCUUGACUGCUUUCUUGUUGUCUUGACGCUUGGGUUCUCGGUCAGUGGUGGUGUGGGAAGUAGUAGUUGUCGUUCAUGGAUGUCCAUAGUCUGGUGUUUUCGCUGUAGAGUACGUGUGUGCUGCCUUGUAGAAGUCUGCAUCUCAUACCUGGUGUGAAGCUUUUGGUGUAGCAAGCAUAGAAACCUGGUUGUUUGUUUCACCUCUGGAUCUGGGCUUGCUGCAUGGUCCGUAUGUAUUUCCUCAGGCAGCUGAGCAGCAGCAGUUGGUCCUCUCUUGCGUUCAUCAACGGGAGACUUAGUGUGCCUCUGCGUUCGCUGCUAUACUGUCGCCAUACCCAAAGACUGGAAGUGAGGCAAAGGGAGUAGUCGGGCCGAGAUCUGGGCGAACAGUCUGUAGAUGUGAUGGGCUGGUGAUGAGCUCCAAGUUUUGGAAGUAUGUACGUGAACAAUUUUGAAGUGUAGGCACAUCUGGAGGGGAAUUCUUAGAUUGAGAUCAUGGAAGAGCCACGGGUAACGAAGUAGUGAGUAUCGGACGUCGGUGGAAGUGGAGAACUAUGCCGCAUAUGCUUUUUGCCCUAUCUGUACUUCAGAUUUUGUCGGAUUUGGAGUGCAAGGAUCCUACGUUAAGGGUGAAACUACGGUAGUACCAAACUUUUUACUGUUCUCAUCCUGGGCUGUACAUGUCCUGGGAGACACUUUGUGCCCUAUUCUUGUAUUUUAUAUCGAGGUCACUUCUGGUUAGCAGAACAUUACCCCA